ACUAUCAGACAAACUCAUAUGCUAUCUACGACUUGUAUCAUAUGUUACCAAUCUGGUUGUUUAAUACGCUAUUUCAGCGAGGUGCCAACACAUAUAUUAGGCCAAAAGAAGCGUCUUGGUGAGGUACGAUAAGGUCUUAUCUUAAGCACAAUGUUGACUAUUGCUGCGAAGGACGCUGAACAAAAUUUCAUUGACGAUGCUGUAGGGAGGCAAUUGAUUAUUUCGAGUGCAUUUAAGUAACAGCCGAGUUAGCACAGAGCCGUUUAACGCCCUAGACGCCCUUUAGACGCGCGUUUAGACGCCCCCUUGUUUAGGAACAACUAAACUCUCGAUUUUUAUACACAUAAACAGCAAAAUACUUGAGGGACUAUACGCACACGUCGCUCAAUUUCUUCGUAGAGCAUUAGAUAUAUUCGCGCAAGUUAUGCGGGAUGUGUUGAAGUUUAUAUUAUAUUGAGCUAGCUAGCUAGAAUCUUUAGAAAACUUUGGAAGAAAAGCGAUCCUUAUUUUUUCAUAGAUAAAUUGUUCUUCGACUGGCACACGAUUAAAAUAGAAAUUUAUUGCUAGCAUUUUAUAAAUGACCUACAUAGAUUGAAAAACAUCCACAGACAAACUAAGAUAGGGCAAAAUCCGAUCAAAUAGUUCUCAUCGAACCGAUUUCAUUGGUUUCCUAUGAAUGCAUCUAUGAAAAUAGGGCAAUCACCUAUCAACAGUGACGCUUCACCAUUUAUCCAUAUUGCGCAUGGCAGUGACAGAAUUUCAUUCUAAUUCAAUCAUAUAUCUACAGUUCCUAAUUUGAGCUAACUAACGAGAUUAAAUUUAGUUUUUUGUAUGAUUAACAAUUCAUAGUCACAUUCAUCGUUAGGUUGAUGAUGAAAAAUGGCCUAAUCUUACCUCAGUGAUAACAAUAAGUGAGCAGCGUUGUUGUGAGAGGCUUCAUCCAACUAACUCUACGCAUUCGCCAGGAUCGGGCUCGCUAUAGGGUGUUAGGCGAGUCCUAAAACCUGUAGCGUUUAGGAAAGUUACGUAAACCGCCACGAUAACAGACUAAAAAAGCAGUCCGUUAAAGCUCGUUAUUUCCUAAUCAUGCGUUCCCCAAUUUCGUGUCCUAAAAGAAACGUGACUCUAUAGCGAAUGAACGUGCUAUCUUUUUGGGCUAAACUGUUCCACUUUGUUUUAACGCCGUAAGGUUGUGCCGCUUUCCGAGCACCCUGUAUGACUGUGCACCAGUUUUGCCUCGGGUACCCAGCCCAAUAGGUUGUUCUCAAUGGGCGAUACAAUGAAUUUUCGAGGAAAAUUAAUACAGUAGACUUAUGUCGUCUUAUGUUAUCGACACAGGUUUACUGAGCCUUUAAGCGAUUGACAGAGCUUAUCUGCUGCCCGGACUAAAGGCUUCGAGUACUCGUAGCAGCCCUGUUACUCAAUCACAGGAUGAUGAUACAGUGUUACCUAAUGAACACUUAUCAUCUUGUAUCUGGCAUACUGUGGCUCUUCAGAGCCAAUGAAGCCAGCCACCGAAAAGUCAUUUUGAUUCAAGUACAAUGGACUUCACUUAUGAAGAUAGGCGCUUCUGAAGCUCCUCCCAAAAAAUAGACGUGAAUCAACACAUCUUUGUUAUCAAAUUGUUCGUCAACUUCCUUUAUAACGAAAUGAACGGUAGGGUUAUCAAAAAAAAAAACCAGUAAAAAUGAAGGCUCUAUUCAGGCGUCUAAGAUGUGUGCGUAUAGCAAAAGCUGUCAAGCUAAAGAACGACAUCUAUUUAAAUAUACCGUUACAAAUCUACUACUAGGAUAUAUCUUUAACUGUAUUGGCUCGUAAAAAGAAUAUAGUUCAUGUCAGAGCCCUCAUUUCGUAGGAGAAAAACGUAGGAUCAAUCUAAUUCAAAUUAAGAGUUUACGAUCUAUUCAUACAGCUGGCGUGCGCUAGUCACCCUAAAUUAUUAUUAUUUUUUUUAAGUAUUUUAUGGUGGUAUAUAUAUCCAGUGUUGAUUUCUCAGCGGCGAUGGUGUUCGGAACGUGCGCGGACCGAUUACUCCAUACAAUCAACGGCCACAUGACUAGCGAGCGUCGUCCACCGACAGCUCUUCAUAAAGAGCAAACAUUGAACCUUGAAGGCCAAUGUGAGUGUCAUCUAAUGUUUGCCCUUGACUGUUUUCACCACAUCCGCUUAUGAUACUGACGGCAAAACUACCGUUGUUGCUAUUACUGCUGCUUCUGUUAUUGUUACUGCUACGUUCAUUCCCAGCCUCCGCCUUGCAGACGUUUGUUAAGACGCUACGCGCCGUCGCGCGAACGAACGACCCGAUUGCGCGCGCCUUUCCGAGUGAGACACGUUGGCUGGUCGACAGUUGAGCUGUCCUUUGCCGUCGAGUUGACGAUAGCGUUGGCAAAAAGUUCAAUAACCCAUGUAUCUAUCCGCAACGGAAGCAAGGCCAGACACUGAAGCCGAUUUGUUGCUGCCUGUCGGCGCGACGAUGACUGCCAUACUCGACGUUCGGCGCUUCCGGCUCGAGUUUGUGCGUGUACUUAUAUAUAUAUAUAUAUAUAUAUAUGUAUAUACGUGAAGCGCUCAUAGUCAGCACCUUGCUGACGCUGCUCUGUUGUAGCAUUGACGAUUAGUUCGGCGGUUCCCAGCUGAUAUUCGUUAGGUUUAGUAAGUUCGUUUUCGAUAUAAAGGAAUGAAAGUCGUUACUGUAGUUCCUCCGCUAAAAGACAGGUCAUAAAUAGCAGCAAUACGUAUCUACAGUAUUCCGCCCUGGUAGCUAUUGGAGACUUCGCUUUAGAUCUAUUCUCCAGCCUAGAUAGCGGCUAACUGCUGCCUACGAUGAGUCCAGUCGGUGGCUAUUCCAACGCUUCGAAAAGAUCGCAGCUCCAUUCGAACGACAAGAACAAUAAGAGACCCCCUGAAUGGUACAGAGGAAGAUUUCUGUGAAUACGAGAAAGGUUAUAGUAAUGGGCACUGUAUUAAGGCCGAAAGCGGUAUCAUGAUGCUGAAAAUCCGGCAGGAAUCGUCCGUUGGUGUCUUUCUUUACGCCAGCAGUUCAUCUCGUUCUGCUAUCUCUCGAAUGUGUCAGUGCGCUGAUCUGUGGCUGGUUAUCUAUCCGUUCGGUAGUGUUGCGCUGAAGGGAAGCUUUCCCUUGCCGGUAGCAGCGACAGUCGCAAAGAAGGACACACCUGAUCAGCUGAUCUGUACUUUAAUCACGAUUGGCUGGCCCAAGUGUUUUUCUGUAUACAGUCAUUCAUAAACUAGAAUUUAGACGAAAACUCUAAAUGUCUGGCGUUACACUUUUCUAGGUAUUUCUCUUUAGUGCCUUAACUGUAGUUACAUUUGCCUAAAUCGGCCACAGUUAUGGAGUCUAUUUUUGCGACCUUUAAUCCAGAUCGUAGUUCCGGCUCGACAACGAUACCUGCAUCUUAAACAGGCCAACCCCCCGAAGCAAAUGCCACAUCAGCCUUGCGAGAAAAUGCAGGCACCGAAAACAUCUGUUUUUGGUCAAUACUUAUUAAUGAGCUGAAAAACUCCUUAGUAUUGAUGCCAAAUCUUGUCAUUAUUUCGGACAUUAAUUUAUGAGGUAGUCGCAGGAAAUGCCUAUUUCAGCAUCUUGAAGCGACCUCACACAACCUGGCCCCCACUUUGUCUGUUAUUAACAAAAUGUGCUAGGCGAUUCUCUGCUGCAGACAUAAUUUCGCAAAAAUUUACCGUUGAAGUAACUGUAUAUAUUUUCAUCUUAAACAAAAUAAUUUAUUGAACAAUCAGCUUGUCCCCAAACAUUUGAAGAUUAAUACUGAUUCCUACCAAAAGAUAUCUUUGAUUCGUAGAGUGAGGUUCAGGACUUUCCUAUUCAACCCGUUGCUGCUAAGAACAUAUUUUUUGCCAGAAAGGAAAUUAGGAGCACCCAAUAAAUUCAUCAAAUAUCAACAAACCUUAAUAAGGAAUUAGUUCUAAAAAGAAAAAUAUAGACAAUAAAACAGAACUACAAUAUAGGUGUGGAGCGAAAUUAACGCCAAACAUUUAAGUUGUUUGUUCGCCACGUAUGUUUGUUUGCCAGUGACAUACAUCUUCGAGGAGAUCCGUAACUUCGCUUCAGACAAGCCGGUGCUUCUUAGCUCGCCGCGACAAGUUAAUGAGUAUUCUUUUUAAAUAAAACGAAAGUGUUCAGCAUUCGAGUUAGUUAAAAUUGCUUACAGCAUAACUUAGAUUAAAUUCUUAUUAUGAACAAUUCUAUAGUUAGAUAAACGAUUUAUCUAACGAUUGAGAACGUUAAAUUGACAAAAUUGCAUUUUUUUUCAAAGUAAAGAACUAAAUUCAUCUUGCCGUAUUGACAAAGGUUUCUCCCGUGAUCCGGCGAUCUUUGUACUAUAAUAAUAAUAAGGUCGUCAGCCUUAGACGAGCGAUUCAAUUGAAACGGUUUCACAAGGCAGAGCUCGCUUUUCUCAGAACUUAAAGUAUCCACCGAGUCCCUGGAAUUGGUUUUUCUAUUGACAGUUGUUCCUUCUCGUGGUGGCAAACGAAGGCCAUUGGAACCGACGACAGCGGCAGCUAACGUUAACCAAUAAUACCGGGCCAGCGCAGCGCGUCGUUUGAUCAGAAAAGCCGAGAAGGGAACGGGAGCCCGUUGCGCCAACCCGGGUUCCCUUACCCUCUAACACCGGUUGAUUUGGUGGUCGUGCCACUAGCCAAGGCGGCUGACCCAGAAACCCUGAACUUGACGUAGCAACAGCGGCUUGUCCCGUCAGCAAUGGCACGCGUUGAGUCGCGACCAGCAUUGGCUUUACCUGGCCUCAGGCUUUCUCAGACUUCGUUAGCUUAACAAAACAAUACAGUGACCUACAAAACGGUUCGCUACAAGCCGGAACUACCUCUACGUAACCUAAACCUUACGUAAUCUAAGCCCCCCAGCUAGUUGCAACUCCCGUUUCAACGAUGAUUUCGGGUUACAACGACUGCCGUUACUUCAGUCACGAAUGGGUCUUCGUGUCUCCUAAGGCGGUUUUUCAAAGACUUUUCAGGUUUUGCUGUUUCACGCGAGUACAAAGCUAUCAUUCCCAUCCUCUUCCGAGGUCCUGCUGUUUCUUGGCCAGGUUUUGGUCGGCUGGUUCGUUUCAGUCGUCACCACCAUCAUAAUCGCCGACAUCGCUGUCGUCGUCCGUAUUAUCCGGCACUAGCAUCGUGGCCAAAAGCAGUGCUAUCGUUGAGUUGGCUGGUCUCCUCCUCGUCCUCCUUUCUCACCGUUGUUUCCCUCUUUCAGUGGUGGCAGCGCGGACUCGCGUCUUUAGAUCACUGGGUCAUCCUCCUCAGGUUCAUCGUCCCUUGCUGACCCGCCGGCAGAGGAUUGCUGCUGCUGCUGCCGCCGCCGCUGCCGCCGCUCUGCGCCACCAUCCCCGAACACCACCGUUAACAGCGACGGCUACGACGCGCCGCGCUGUUACUUCCGUAGUGCCGUUUGGCGAUAGCGCGCGUCGCUCCGCUCCCAGCCACUGAGCCGCCAGCAGCAGCAGCAGCAGCAGCUGAGCGGCCUGCAGAGUCUGCUGCCUACCGCAACCUGCAGUAGUCGUAGGGCCGUGGAACCGCAAGCCGUUUUGUUCGCCGUUGUGCCAGCUGCUACGGUCACUAUUGCUGUUAUUUUGUUGUUAAAACUAGUGGUAAUGGUUAGUUAGGUGCGGAAAAUUGGUCGUGGCAAUCGCGUCCUUCGGGAAGUCGGAACAGAGUGACUAACUUUUUGAAAAGGGUGCAAUUCUUGGACUCGGCUCUACAUAGAGAUAGAUAAAUAGAUAGAUAGAUAAAUAUAUAUAUAUAUAUAUAUAUAUAUAUAUAUAUAUAUGUGCAUACGAACUUAGAGCGGAAAAUAACUGUGUACCGCAACACAGAGGUGAAUGUAAAACUUCGGUGCUGAGUGAGCUUUCUGCUGGUGCUUGUCGUAUAGCAAGUACCCUGCUAAUUAGUAGCUUGCGGUCAGUGAAGUACAAUAGGUGGCUAGAGACAUUUGUUGUAUACAGAGGCCCGCCUGCCACAUAGACUGCAGCCCUGGAGGGCCUCGUGGUUAACGGCGGGAUGGAUGAUUCGGGGCUCGACUCGGUGAUGUCGAGUCCCAAAAACUGGAUCUCGACACAGAACAUGUUCUGCUCUAAAGUAGAGAUUCCGCAGCCGAGCACGCCUAGCCCAACGCUGUUAAAGGUUAGAGAUGAUCUGCUUCUCGAGGAACAUACAGUUGUUUCGCCUCCGCCAAAGUGGAAAGUUGAAGAACACAAGGCCAUACGCUCACAGAUUGAGAUCAUUCCGUGCAAAGUGUGUGGAGAUAAGAGUUCAGGUGUGCAUUAUGGCGUCAUCACUUGUGAAGGCUGCAAAGGUUUCUUCAGGCGGUCGCAAAGUUCAGUAGUCAACUAUCAAUGUCCACGACAGAAGAACUGCGUGGUUGACCGAGUGAACCGGAAUCGUUGCCAAUACUGCCGACUCCAGAAGUGCUUGGCAUUAGGGAUGAGUCGUGAUGCUGUUAAAUUUGGUCGAAUGAGCAAGAAGCAAAGAGAAAAGGUUGAAGAUGAGGUCCGCUUCCACCGUGCCCAAAUGGGUCUCACAAGCAACCCGUCAACACCGACUCCGGCUACCAGCUCCGACGUGGCGAUUCCGGACUCAACAGUGGUCAUUUAUGAGCCGCCGACCACGUUCCCGCAGCCCCAACAGGUAAACUAUCAGUUCCAAGAUGACUUGUCCACCGAUUUCUAUGCAUCCGCUUACGACUCGAAUGGCCUAUGCUCCACAAGUUUCGACGUUGACUUCCCUAACAUUCGGAGCAUCGACCCUAAUCAGUGCAGUGACGUAGACACGCUGUGUUCAACAACACUGGCUUCCACAACGCAGAUUCCCACCCAACCCGCACAUCUCGACUUGCUCUCGAAAACGAUUUGUGACGCCCAUCUCCGUACGUGUAUUCUCAGCGACCAGGAGAUUCGCAUGAAGAUUCUGCAAGCUAAAACGUCGGGAAAUAAUAAUUCGAAGCUUGAUUAUUAUCGUAACAUGUCACAGGAACAGCUUUGGGUCGACUGUGCGCAAAAGCUAACGCAGGUUAUUCAGCAGGUAAUAGAAUUCGCCAAAAUGAUUCCUGGUUUCAUGAAGCUUUCACAGGAUGACCAAAUCGUUCUGUUGAAGGCAGCCUGCUUCGAGCUCUGCUUGCUCCGUAUGACCCGAUAUUACGACACUGAAUCGAAUUGUGUCCUGUACGGCGACGUGCUGGUGCCUGCCGAUGCAUUUUUCACAUCGGACGCAGCCGAGAUCAAAUUCGUCACAAGUGUCUUCGACUUCGUACGUUUUCUCGCCGGGCUCCAAUUAGACGACACUCAAUUAGCGCUCUAUUGUGCGCUCGUUCUCGUCUCACCCGAGCGUGCCGGCUUGAAGUGCGUGGCUGAAAUUGAACGAGUAUCAAAUGCCCUCCAGAAAUGUCUUCGCUUCGAGACGUUGCGUGAGCAACCAAUCAAGGGUGAUGUCAAUCUCAUUGAUCACCUCCUGAGCCAGCAAAGCAUUCUUCGAAAUCUUUCUCGCUGCCAUCUCGAGGCCCUGCGUGCACUUAGGAUGUCCUGUCCCGAUAUUGAUCUGCCCCCGCUACAUAAGGAACUCUUUUCAACAGACUAGAAGCAAUCGUUGUAGCAGAAGACGAUGCAAGGGCAACAUACCGGCCGAGCGCAUAUCUACAAACAAAACACAUAAUGUGAAAUAUAUACACAAUAAAUACAUAGGAAUAGAUAAGUGGCCGUUAUUUGGAUCUGUUGAUCGAUGACGUUCGAAGUUCUAUAACGGAACAGUGAAGAUGCGAUUCGGAAUUCAUACGAUGGCCAUCCUGUUAUGUUCAGUCAUUAUUCAAUGACAAACAUGGAUCAUGCUGAGGUUUAAAAGAAGCUGGACUAACGCAUAUAUGAUACAUACGAUACUAAAUAGUCCAAUGUUGUACUUUUCUGUACUACUUCGUAGCCUGUACCCCUUACUCCUCAGUCCCCAACAACCUCUACCCGGAACCCCCCAGUUGUAUAUACUGUGCGUCGCUGUACAUAAAUACAUAAGUGCGAUAUUAUAUGUCGUUUCGUCGACACAUUGUGAACUGUAAUUGGUGAUAUUAAUUUAUGUUAUCAUUCGCUGGUAAUUUAAUUUAUAUAUAUGAUCCCAGCAACAAUUGCCUUACAACUAUUCUUAUUUGAAUAAUUAUAGUUAUAAACAGUGGACAUAUA
Molecule: messenger RNA, 8213 nt
Organism: Varroa destructor (honeybee mite)
Lineage: Eukaryota; Metazoa; Arthropoda; Arachnida; Mesostigmata; Varroidae
Gene: Hr3
Product: nuclear hormone receptor 3 ROR-beta
Biological process (GO): regulation of transcription by RNA polymerase II
Cellular component (GO): nucleus
Molecular function (GO): RNA polymerase II cis-regulatory region sequence-specific DNA binding; nuclear receptor activity; zinc ion binding
Source: RefSeq, a predicted model, not a curated record